AUGCCACCAAAAUUGACAGCUGCUGAAAUCGAAGCAAACGAUGCUGCUCGUUUGAACGAGUUGGGUUACAAACAGGAACUAAAGCGAGAACUAUCAUCAUUUGGUAACUACGGGUUGGCUCUCAGUGUUGUAUGUAUCUCCUCUGGAUUGACCAGUUUGUUUCUGUACGGUUUGAAUACGGGUGGCCCAGUCGUGAUGGUUUGGGGUUGGAUUAUAGUUGCUGUAUUCACCAUGACGGUUGCUUUAUCUAUGGCUGAAAUUUCGUCAGCUUACCCUACUUCAGGUGGUCUUUAUUGGUGGGCAGCACGAUUAAGUUCCAAGAGAUAUGCACCUUUUACAUCAUGGAUGACUGGAUGGUUCAAUUUGAUCGGUCAAUUUGCAGUAACUGCAGGCAUCAAUUACGGAAUUGCAUUAAUGAUCGCAGCUACUAUAUAUGUCGGAACUGAUGGUGCCUGGACACCAACUGUUGGUGCCACAGUCGGAAUCCAUAUCGCUAUGUGUGUUACACACGGCAUAGCUAAUUCCUUGGGCCCCAAAGUAAUGACAGGCAUCAACUCGUUCAGCACAUGGUGGCAAGUUAUUGCUCCUGCUGUCAUCAUGAUCACCAUUGUAGCCAAAGCACCUACACAUCAAUCAGCUAAAUUUGUCUUUACACAUUUCAACAACAACAGCGGUUGGGCGAGUCCUGCCUAUGUUGCAGUUGUUGGUCUAUUACAAGCUCAGUUCACUCUCACAGGCUUUGAUUCCAGUGCUCACAUGUCAGAGGAAACCAAGAACGCAGAGAUCAGUGGUCCCGUGGGAAUGACAAUGGCUGUACUUGUCAGUGCCAUCAUGGGAUUCUUGUUUAUCAUUGCCUUUUUGUUCUCUAUUCAAAAUUUUGAAGCUACCGUAGGCAGUGCUACAGGCUUCCCUGUAAUGCAAAUCAUCUAUGAUUGUGUCGGACAUGCUGGUGCUAUUGUGCUUAUGGUUAUGCUCAUCAUUGCUUGCUGGCAAUGCGGGUUUGCUAGUGUAGCAGCCAAUUCAAGAAUGAUCUACGCCUUCUCGCGCGAUAAUGCCAUGCCAGGCAGUAAAUAUUGGCACAAAAUUGAUUUAAAAAGACAGUCUCCCAUAAAUGCUGUUUGGUUAUCAGUGUUGAUUGCUUCUCUCCUAGCUUUACCAGCUUUGGGCAACAGCACCGCCUUUUCAGCCAUCACAUCCGUUGCCACGAUUGGUCUUUACAUUUCCUACGCUGUCCCCAUCUUUGCAAAGCUCGUCAACAAGAAACAGUUCCACAGAGGUCCUCUUCAUCUGGGCCGGUUCUCUGAAAUUAUCAACAUAAUCUCAAUCUUUUGGAUCUGCCUCAUCACAGUCUUGUUUGUGUUGCCUCCAGUUUAUCCCAUCGAGGCUGUUAGCAUGAAUUAUGCUUGUUUGGCUGUGGGAUUGGUGUUCUUUGGUGCUGGAGGCGCAUUCUUGGUGGAUGCCCGCAAAUGGUUCACUGGCCCAGUCAUUAAUUUGUCCAAAGACGAACUGGAACAUACUCAAUUGGAGAAGGAUAGACAAGGCAUUUCCAGUGAUCUUGAAAGCAGCUCUGGCACUGAGAAAAACCAAGCUGUCUCAAGUGCCAAUGAUAGCAAGAUCAAGGAAGAUAAGGUGCAAAUAUCUGAAGUAGAGAAUGCCUCGUAA
Molecule: messenger RNA, 1662 nt
Organism: Mucor velutinosus
Lineage: Eukaryota; Fungi; Mucoromycota; Mucoromycetes; Mucorales; Mucoraceae
Exons: 12
Coding region: 1-1662 (553 amino acids)
Biological process (GO): amino acid transport; transmembrane transport
Cellular component (GO): membrane
Molecular function (GO): transmembrane transporter activity
Source: RefSeq, a predicted model, not a curated record